AUGACUAUGGAUACAACAACAGCACAAAUCGGUGAUAUCUUAUGUCUUAUCUCAAAUGCAUCAGAAAAAGCGGUUAUCAUUACGGGGGCUGCAUCCGGAAUUGGUCGUGUAUUGCCGAUUAAACUGGCAAAGUUAGGAGCAAAAGUGAUUGUCGGUAUUCGCGGUCAUGCAAGAGCAGAAAAAGUAGCUGUACAAAUUCAACAUGAAGCAAAAGUUAGUGCAGGAAGAAUAGUCGGCUAUAAUUUAGAUUUAUCGGAUCUAUCGGCGGUGAAAAGAUUCGCCGAUCAAAUUAUCAAAAAUGAACAGCGUGUCGACAUUUUAUUGAACAAUGCGGCGACAUUCCGUAAAGUCCAUUUACUGACAACUGACAGCUUCGAAAUUCAAUUUGGUAUAAAUCGAGGAAUUACGGCCUAUUUUCUCCAUCCUGAUACGAUAUACAGAACUAUUCCGUGA
Molecule: messenger RNA, 453 nt
Organism: Didymodactylos carnosus
Lineage: Eukaryota; Metazoa; Rotifera; Eurotatoria; Philodinida; Philodinidae
Source: the annotation of a GenBank genome assembly